This is a messenger RNA of Condylostylus longicornis, 2076 nucleotides long. Its product is annotated as DC-STAMP domain-containing protein 2. Gene Ontology annotation, cellular component: membrane. The coding region runs from base 1 to 2076 and encodes 691 amino acids. The transcript has 16 exons. The record is from RefSeq and is a predicted model, not a curated record. Lineage: Eukaryota; Metazoa; Arthropoda; Insecta; Diptera; Dolichopodidae.
AUGAUACAAAACAACAAUGUUCCAGAAAGCUGUAAGGCGCAAAUGAGAAAUAUUUUGGCAACUUCUUUUGAUAACUUCAAUACAGCAAAUCAAUUACAGAUGGGUAAAUGGAACAACAUCAUGCAAUGUAAUAAGGAAAUUGUGGUCAACGUUAAAGUAAUGUUGCAAAAGAUGUCUAAUGCCUCAUUAUUUUAUGCAUUUCUUGGAAUAUUUAUUACAGUUUGUUUAACCUUCAGCAAAUCAUUAAGAUGUCAUUUAGUGCUAAUGAUUCCAAUUAUAUGCAGUGUUAAAGGCCGUUCAUUUUUAGUAGCAUAUGCAUUGGUAUUAACUGCAACUGGUCCAGGUUUGAUUAUAACAAAAAAUAUUGAAAUUUUAUCAAAAAGUCUUACAUGCGGCCAGGAACAGCUAAAGGAAGCUCUCAAGGAGAUUUUGGAUAUUGUUAAAUCACCAUUAAUUGCUAUUAAAAAUUCUGUUAAAAUUGCACUUGGUGAAUUGGAAAAAGUUUUAAAGAAAAUUGAAUUGGUCUUUAAAGAAAUCGUUAAAUUGCUCAAAGAAAUAUUGAACACCAUUAAACAAGGUUUUAGUUGGCUAACAAGUAGAAGUAUGAUUUGUGAUAAAGAAUUGGGCAAUCCAUUUGAACGUUGUAUUAAAAUAUCAAAUGAUACUAUCAAUGAAUGCGAAAUUGCAAUGGAAUCAAUUAAAUCUGUAUGCCAGGUGGCACAAGUUUUUACUGGACUCUGUUAUUCAUUAAAAUUAUUCGAUGUUUUCUGUCAAUUUCAAGAUUUUAUUAGUGAUACAAUUAUUUUGCAAGUAACUGAAAGAAUGAAGAAGUUUCAGAAUGAUUUGCAUAAUAUUUUUGAUGCAUCCAUAAAAUUUGAUCAUGAUUUUUAUUUUGUUACAAAUCAUUCAAAAAAUUGGUCUGAAAUCGGUAAUGACAUUAAAGAUGACAUUCAUGGUGAAUUAAAAAAUUUCUUUGUGAUAUUUGGUUGGGCAGAAUUUUUAGCUGGUUUUAUGUUUCUAAGAUUGAUCUUUAAGUCAAUGUAUUAUAAACACAAAUAUAUGACAAGUAAUCAAUUUGACAACUACUUCAUAACUAAAGAAUUUGUUGAUAUUGACAAUCAAAGAAAAAGUAUGAGGAAGGAAUUAGCGCUGCCAUUAACAAAGAAGGAGGAAAGGCGUUAUGUGAAGAUCUCCUCAAUGACAUUUGUCAAAAGUGAAAUUUUGAAAAUUGGAAGAUCUGUGAUAUUUUUGAUAAUAACAACAACUCAAAUAUUUUGUACAUGUCUCAUUGAUUAUAGCCUUUACUCUAUUUUAAAUAUGAUGCGGCAAAUUGGUCUUACAGAGGAACCAUUACAGGCUCCAUCAUUUUUUGGAGUGGAAGUCUCUGGUGUUGGUUUUUUAGCUGACAUAUAUAAUGGAGUUAUAAAUUCAUUUGAACCUUUAGCAGCAAAAUACGAAAUGGAUCCAACACCUUGCCUACCUAUUCCUCAACCUUUGAAUUUUAAACGUUAUUACCAAAUAGGUGCUGUACUAAUUGUUUGCUGGAUAUUUUUAUUUAUGGAACCAUACGCUUUAAGAUUUCGCCAGAUAAUAAUGAAGAUUUUUUAUCCAGAACGUGCAAAGGAACGUGCCGUUUGGUUAUAUAAUGAAAUUCUUUUGAAACGAAGUUGUUUCAUUAAAAUAGCAAGACGACAAGCACGAUCUAAAAUUCUUAAAAAUGGUGAAGGAAUGGAAUUUAGUUGCAUGGAUUGGAUAAGAGCUAAAACUAAUCAGUGGUAUAUUUUUCGAAAAAUAUUUGGUGAAGGAAAGAAUUUGUACUGUGUUCUUUGUGCAUCAUUUUUAACAGAUCAAAACGCUGUAAAAUGUGAAACGCCACAAUGUAAAGGAGUUUAUUGUUCUGAAUGUUAUAGAGAAUCUGAGAAUAUUUGUUGUCUUUGUAAAUCUCCUAUUGAAUAUGGUGAUGCAAGUGAUGUUUCAGAAGAACUAGAUUCUGAUGAUCUCGGUGAAAUUAAAUUACAAGAGCUUAAAGUGAAACAAGAUGGAAAUGAAACGAAAAGCAACAAUGAAUAUUUUUAA